CCGGGGCGGCCGCUGCCAGCCCCGGGCAACGGAGUCCUGCCCGCUGCCGCACUACUAGCCACGGGCGCGAUCGGGGCCAGACGUCGGCUCCUCCAUGAUCACUCUGGGAGCCGGGAAGAGACUUUGCCCGGCCGUGCGAGCGGCUCUGCGUUUUCCAGGCUCGGUGGCGGCGGAGCAGCGGCGGCAGCCGGGUCCCAGUCGGAGCGACCACAGCCCGGGGCGUGUGCGUCCCGCGCGGAGCGGGCUCGGGUUCCCCACGGAAUGUCCCCGGGGCGCCCGGCGCGCUGACCCCCCAGCCGCCUCAGCCCUCGGCCCGCGCCGCCUCUCCCGGUCGGGCUCGGUGUUCGGGACCGCAAGCUCCCCGGCUCCUGGGCUUGGGGGAAGCCCCUGGGGGCGGGUGUCCUCAGCUAGCCACGACCCAGCCCUCCCCCGUGCGUAUCUCGCUUAAGAUGGCAGCGGAGUCAGGGGAACUAAUCGGGGCUUGCGAGUUCAUGAAAGAUCGGUUAUAUUUUGCUACUUUAAGGAAUAGACCAAAAAGCACAGUAAAUAUCCACUAUUUCUCCAUCGAUGAGGAGCUGGUCUAUGAAAAUUUCUAUGCAGAUUUUGGACCUCUGAACUUGGCAAUGGUGUACAGAUACUGCUGUAAAGUAAACAAGAAACUAAAAUCAUACAGUUUAUCAAGGAAGAAAAUAGUGCAUUACACCUGUUUUGACCAGCGAAAAAGGGCAAAUGCAGCAUUUUUGAUGGGUGCUUACGCCGUCAUCUAUUUGAAGAAGACACCAGAAGAGGCCUACAGAGCUCUCCUGUCCGGCUCCAACCCCCCCUACCUUCCAUUCAGGGAUGCUUCGUUUGGAAAUUGCACUUAUAAUCUCACCAUCCUCGACUGUUUGCAGGGAAUCAGAAAGGGAUUACAACAUGGAUUUUUUGACUUUGAGACAUUUGAUGUGGAUGAAUAUGAACACUAUGAGCGAGUUGAAAAUGGUGACUUCAACUGGAUUGUCCCAGGAAAAUUUUUAGCAUUUAGUGGACCACAUCCAAAAAGCAAAAUUGAAAAUGGUUACCCUCUCCACGCCCCGGAAGCCUACUUCCCUUACUUCAAAAAGCACAACGUGACGGCCAUCGUGAGGCUGAACAAAAAGAUCUACGAGGCCAAGCGCUUCACGGACGCCGGCUUCGAGCACCACGACCUCUUCUUCGUGGACGGCAGCACGCCCAGCGACAACAUCGUGCGCAGGUUCCUGAACAUCUGCGAGAACACGGACGGCGCGAUCGCCGUGCACUGCAAAGCUGGCCUGGGAAGAACAGGGACGCUCAUAGCCUGCUACGUCAUGAAGCACUACAGGUUCACGCACGCCGAGAUCAUCUCCUGGGUCCGAAUAUGCCGGCCGGGCUCCAUCAUAGGACCCCAGCAGCACUUCUUGGAAGAAAAACAAGCAUCAUUAUGGGUCCAAGGAGACAUUUUUCGAUCCAAACUGAAAAAUAGACCGUCCAGUGAAGGAAGUAUUAAUAAAAUUCUUUCUAGCUUGGAUGACAUGUCUAUUAGUGGAAACUUAUCUAAAAUACAAAACGUGGAGCGAUUUGGAGAGAAUAAUUCAGAAGAGGAUGAAGAUGUAGAAAUGAAAACUAGCAUCACCCAGGGAGACAGACUGCGUGCCUUAAAGAGCCAGAGGCAGCCGCGCUCCUCACCGCCCUGCGCGCUCAGGUUGGACGAUAUUAAAGGGCACCCGAGGGCCAUGUCCCAGCCUUUCAGAUUGACUUCUUCCCCACAAGGAUCCGGAUCUACUCUGAAGAUCUCCAAAGUGGCUUCAUCCCCUUCCGCAACAGCCAAGAGGAUCAACAGAGGCUCCUUGUCCUCGGGCACCAAUAUGAGAAGCUUCUCCAUAAACUCCCGGCUAGCCAGCUCUCUAGGGAACUUGAAUGCCGCCACAGAUGACCCCGAGAACAGAAAGACCUCACCCUCCAAGGCGGGGUUUGUAGCCAACCCCUUCACCAACCUCCUGAAUGGCAGCUCCCAGGCGGCUUCCAGAAAUUACCCCGAACUCAACAACAACCAGUACAGCCGGAGCCCCAGCAGCAGCGGGAGCACCCAGAGCAGCCAGCUGGGCCCCCAGGGUGCCAAGACUGAGGAGCUGGCCGCCGUCACCGCCGCCACCAUCCUCCGGCCCUCCUACACCGGCCUGUCGUCCUCCUCGGCCAGGUUCCUGAGCCGCUCCAUCCCCUCCCUUCAGUCUGAGUAUGUUCAUUACUAAGGCCUUGCCACUCCGGGGAAAGCUGGUCUUAGAUGCACCGUCUUCACCUGGAUGAGCAACGCGAGAGAACGCAGCUGCUUGCCGCGGGAGCCCUGCUCCCACCCAAAUCAAAGAGCACUAAGAUCAGACCUUCGAGAGACUGGAGCCAGGCGCUUCUGGCCAGUGACUACUGUAGAUGCCUGGGACUGUGCUGACCAGCCGCUGAGGCAGUCUUAACGUUGAGUUUGGUAUUUCGAAGGGUUAUUUUUAAUGUAUUGCGGGAAUACAUUUAUUAUUACAUUUACAUGUACAGUGUUACAUUAUAUAUGUAUU
Molecule: messenger RNA, 2561 nt
Organism: Molossus molossus (Pallas's mastiff bat)
Lineage: Eukaryota; Metazoa; Chordata; Mammalia; Chiroptera; Molossidae
Gene: CDC14A
Product: cell division cycle 14A
Exons: 16
Coding region: 450-2249 (599 amino acids)
Biological process (GO): regulation of exit from mitosis; microtubule cytoskeleton organization; protein dephosphorylation
Cellular component (GO): centrosome; nucleolus; spindle pole
Molecular function (GO): protein serine/threonine phosphatase activity; protein tyrosine/serine/threonine phosphatase activity
Source: RefSeq, a predicted model, not a curated record